AUGUCUCGUUUCCAGCCGUUGAACGUUGAGCCCAGGGAGGGUAUCUAUGUGUUUGCUAUUCUCUUCGCUGUCUCCACUGCGGGCAUGGACACAGUUAUUAUUGAUGCAUCUAAGCUUGCUGGGGAUCUAAGCGGCAUCCCCUGCCUUGGGACUAUAGCAUCAGUGAUCUCAGCAAUCCAUGCGUACUCUCAGCAAGUAGCCUCGCAUAGGUGCGAACUGCUUCUGGACAGUCUUGUCCAUUUGCAGCCUCAGUUGCAGAGUCUCCCUCUAAUAGGAUCUCCCCAGCUUCGUGAGGCCGCAGACACAUUAGAGCUGGAACUAGACGGAAUUCGCAGCCGCAUAGCUCUCUGGUCCCAGUAUAACCGUGUUAAGGCAUGGAUACACGAUGGGGACAUUACAAAUGGACUGAAUCAAUCUAUUUCAAAGAUGACCCGAGCACAAAUGAAUUUCUCCAUUCAGGCAUAUGUUGCAGUAAGCAAUACACAAGUACAGCACCAUAACGAAGUCAUGCAGGCGCUAUCCGCCAAAAAAGAGGAUGCACAGCUCAAAGACAAAAAGGAGUUAGACAAUAUGGUUUUGCAAAUCUUACAGGACUCGAAGCAGGUAGAGGAGCUUGCACGAGAAGGAGGAUAUCCUUUAGCAAGGCACCUCAUGGAACUGGGGCAAUUGCUCCUUUCUAGGAAUUCGAACCACAAUGUAUUGAGCGCACAGGAGCGUGAGCGCUAUAGUAAUGGCUUAGUACAACUCCACCAGCUCACGGGAAUCCCGCCUACAAUCAAGCGACUGGAUGGCGAAGUUAUCAAGGAAGGCGAGCUGCCUGUUGAGAGAGGCAGUCAUAGUGAAGUGUGGAGGGGGAUUUGGCUUGGAGGUGAAGUGGUUGCUCUGAAAGUGCUACAGGGUGUUGCGCGCUUCAUCAACGAAAUCAAGAUAUGGGAGCAACUGCGUCAUCAUCAUAUCCAGCCGUUGUACGGUAUUCUGUUGGAUAUGGGCCCAUAUAUUCACGUUGUAUCUCCGUGGCAAUCCAAUGGAAAUCUUUUCCAGUAUCUCGAACCAGGUGGCGCCGGUAGCUUAAAACCAUCUCAAUCAGCUGAGAGAACAGGAAUGUUACUCGGCGCCGCCCAAGGUCUAGCCUAUCUUCACCGAGAAGGCAUCGUGCACGGGAAUGUGAGAUGUGCAAACAUCUUAGUCAACAAACAGUUUGAAGCCUGUGUCAGCGACUUCGGAAUGUCUACAAUAAUCGGAGACAUAACCGAGAUACCGCCAUCGAUGACUUUGACGCGAAGCGACUCAACGCGGUGGCUAGCUCCAGAACUCAUAUUCGAUACAAGCGUCAUGGUGCCUACGAGGGAAUGCGAUGCUUGGUCGUUUGAUAUGACAAUGUUAGAGUGUUUUACGCUGCGUAAGCCAUGGGAAAAUGUAAGGCGGCGGGCGCAUGUCAUCCUGGCCAUGCAGAAGAAAAAUGUGCCGAUGAGACCCCAGGAUUUUGCUAUGCCCGAGGACGAUGUAUGGGAGGUUAUGAUGGCAUGCUGGAGAUACGAAUUUAGCGAGCGUUCGCGCAUGAAUGAGGCAGUUGCUUGCCUGGAGCUAUGUCUCUCGAAGAAUUCUGGGUAA
This is a messenger RNA of Fibroporia radiculosa, 1611 nucleotides long. RefSeq lists its product as uncharacterized. The transcript has 15 exons. Lineage: Eukaryota; Fungi; Basidiomycota; Agaricomycetes; Polyporales; Fibroporiaceae. Gene Ontology annotation, biological process: protein phosphorylation. The record is from RefSeq and is a predicted model, not a curated record. Bases 1 to 1611 code for a protein of 536 amino acids. Gene Ontology annotation, molecular function: ATP binding; protein tyrosine kinase activity.